GGGUUUUAAAAUUUUCAGUAUAUAAAAUCGGUUGGAUUCUUGUAAGCGGCUGGCUCAACCUGCGUACUCUCUUCGACUUGUUGCAGCGCAGAUGGCGAACGUUCCGGGGCAGUUGGUGUGGGAAAUCGUGAAGAAAAACAGCUCUUUCCUCGUUAAAGAGUUUGGCAGAGGCAAUGUUGGUGUUCAAUUCAGCAAAGAGCCAAACAACCUCUACAAUCUCAACUCCUACAAGCAUUCCGGCUUAGCGAACCGUAAGACAUUGACCAUUCAGGCAGGGGGCAAGGAUUUGUCAAUAUUGAUAGCGACAACAAAGACGAAGAAGCAGAAUAAACCCGCGAGUUUGCUCCACAAGUCAAUUACGAGGAAGGAAUUUCCUCGCAUGGUUAAGACUGUGACUAAUCAGGUGGCUGACAAUUACUACCGCCCAGACUUGAAGAACGCUGCCCUUGCAAAACUAAGCGCAGUUCAUAGGAUCUUUGACCAUCCCAUUUAAUUUCCAAGUCUGGUGUGAAGAAGAGGAAGUGAAUCAAUGGCUUAUAAGGGUUUUCAUUCUUCCACUAUUACAACUUUUUUUUCCUUUAAUUUUAAAUUCUUAUGUACCCUACUUGAAAUUUAGGAUCUUUGACCAUCCCAUUUCUUUUUUUUUUGUUAUUUUCAGUGUAGCCUUGAAAGGAUUAGUUUAAAUAUGAAACAUUGUUUGAUUCAACAGCAAAAAAUUUGUUCCCUACAGA
This is a messenger RNA of Cucurbita pepo subsp. pepo (vegetable marrow), 731 nucleotides long. RefSeq names its product large ribosomal subunit protein eL28y. Gene Ontology annotation, molecular function: structural constituent of ribosome. Gene Ontology annotation, cellular component: ribosome. The record is from RefSeq and is a predicted model, not a curated record. Gene Ontology annotation, biological process: translation. NCBI's taxonomy places the organism in Eukaryota, Viridiplantae, Streptophyta, Magnoliopsida, Cucurbitales, Cucurbitaceae.